AUGUACGAUGCCUCGACCGACCCAGAGGACCACCUCUCGGUUUUCCUGACACACAUGCGCCUACAAACUGCGGCGGACGAGAUCCACUGCAAGACCUUCCCCAUGUUCCUGAAGGGGAAAGCCCGGCUUUGGUUCCAAGGUCUGACCCCAGGGACUAUCCGAAAUUUCCCCGAGCUGGCCAGGCAGUUCGUCGCCCAGUUUGUCUCCUCUAAGACCUAUUCGAAGAACGCGACUCACCUGAUGGCAAUCAGGCAGAGGUCCGACGAGUCCUUAAGGAAUUUCACGACCCGUUUCAACACGGAGAGCUUGCAGAUCAGAGAUAAGGACGAAAAGGUGGUCAUGGCUGCCUUCAUGAAUGGGCUCAGGGUGGAGAACCUCUUCUACAAGUUGGCCGAGCAGCCUCUCAGAAAUCUGGAGGAGCUCUUGACCAGGGCUCACGCAGCCGCAAAUGCGGAGGAGGUAGCUUGCCUGAAGAAAGAAUCAGAUCGGGGGCUUGGAGAUCGGGGAAGACGGGGGAACCACCCUGAGAACAAGGAGGGCCCGACCAAAAAGAACGUUUUUGACCGGCUCUUGAGAGAGAAAACCCCUGCUCCGCCACCACUCCCCGAGAAGGGUUACACCCCCUUGACUCGGCCUAGAGCUCAGAUCUUGGCUGUUAUGGAGGCGGAAGGCCUGGAAGGCCGGCCGCCCAAGAUGGGGACGUCUCGGAACAAGAGGAACCAGGACCGGUACUGCGCCUUCCACCGCGACGAGCCCGGGCGCGCCUACCAUGGAGAUCGGGGUGGGAGUCAGCGUCGAGACCGCCCUGAGCAGCGUGACGCCCUCCGGGGCCACUCCCCCGAUCAGGACAUCCAGAACCUAGCAGGGGUGAUAAACACCAUCGCUGGGGGCCCCACCGGGGGAGACAAUCACACAGCUCAGAAGAACAGGCGACCUCCCCCUGAGGGGGAUGACUCCCUGAAACGGCUGCGCAUGGACGAGAAGAUCACUUUCGGACCAAGGGAUGCAGUUCCCCUAGCGUCCGGGAACCACGAGACCAUCGUGAUAGACAUUGUCACCAACAACUACCGAGUGAAAAAGGUGUAUGUCGACCAAGGAAGUGCGGUUGACAUUAUGUUCUAUCGGGUGUUCAAGGAGCUCGGCUUGGAGGACGGGCAGCUGACCUCAGUUCGGACACCCCUGGUGGGCUUCACCGGACCUCCUAUCAACCCGGAGGGGAUGAUCACCCUGAUGGUCACGGUAGGACAAGCCCCCAAAUGCCGGACCAUCCCUGUCAAUUUCGUGGUGGUCAAGCAACAAUCCCCGUAUAACGUGUUCCUGGGUCGGCCUGCCUUGAACGCUCUCCGAGCUAUUCCCUCUACGUUCCACCUCAGUGUCAAGUUCCCCACCUCGGGAGGAAUAGGCGAGGUGCGCGGUGAUCCCGAGGUGGCCAGAGCCUGA
Molecule: messenger RNA, 1440 nt
Organism: Coffea arabica (coffee)
Lineage: Eukaryota; Viridiplantae; Streptophyta; Magnoliopsida; Gentianales; Rubiaceae
Source: RefSeq, a predicted model, not a curated record